UGUACUUUAGUUGUCAAAAAAUCUUGUUCUCGCUCGCUUGGCUCGUUCUGUGUUUGUUGUAUCAAUUUGUAUGUCAAUUAUCAAUUAACCCUCGUUUAAUAAUGGCCUGUUGAUUAUUAAAAAGCAGUGCUCGGUGCUGAUACUAUCGAUGUGCACUUCGAAGUUUGUGUAAAUCAUGGCUGCUGGCGGCGAGGAUCUGUGGCGCGAGUGCGCGUCCUGGCUGACGAGAUGUGGCUUGCUACGUCCCGACCAUAAGGCGAACUGGGAAACGAGUUCAAUCCAUGACCUGGCGUACACCCUGCGAGAUGGCGUACUGCUGUGUAACCUGCUCAAUGUGCUGCAUCCAGGCUGCAUUGACAUGAAGGAUGUGAACCAGCGGCCUCAGAUGGCACAGUUCCUGUGCAUGAGGAACAUCAAGGUGUUCCUCCGAACAUGUCACGAGGUGUUUGAGCUGCGGGAGACGGACCUGUUCGACCCGUCCAUGUUGUUCGACCUGUCCAACUUCCAUCGUGUGCUGUGUACACUGGCCAAACUCAGCCAGUGCCCUAAGGCUCUGGCUAAGAAUAUCAAACCAUUCUCGGCGUUACGAACACAGUCGGAAGAGGACAUCUACAAAGAUCUGCAAUCUGUUAGCGCCAGUGCGACCAUGGCGCCUCCCCCCUACUCGAGCGUGAUAGAGGAGUGCCCCGGGCACCCGGCGGCGGCCGAGGUCCCCUGGGUGCAGUUCACGAUACCCUCCGCCACCUGCGAGGACCGCGUGGAGGAGAUUUACGAGGAUCUCUGUUACGUCAAGUUUACAUCAGCGACGCCAGAGCUAGCGACAUCGUCACAUAGUUUAGAAAAGAGAGAUUACGUUAUAAGAGAGCUGGUGGACACUGAGAACAACUAUGUGGAUGUUCUGAGCAAAAUUAUCAAAUACUUCCUGAGGCCACUGAUGCCGUACCUCAAACCUCAGGAUAUGCAAGUCAUAUUCUUCGGGAUUAAGGAACUGCACGAGACACACACAGGUUUAUUAAGGCAGCUGAAGUUAGCAACAGAAGCGUGUGUGCCUGGCAAUGGCGCGCCGCGACUGGCGGACGUGUUCCUUGCGUGGCGCGAACGAUUGCUGCUCUAUGGAGACUAUUGCUCAAACCUCACCAACGCUCAGGAUACGCUCAAAAACUUAGAUGCCAGAGAUUCUACCUUCAGUAAACAGUUGGCGAAAUGCCAGAAGGAACACAGCGACGGUCGGAUACAGCUGCGCGACAUCCUGUCGGUGCCGAUGCAGAGGGUGCUCAAAUAUCAUCUUCUGCUUGACAAACUGGUGCAUGAGACGCAGCCCAACCAUGAGGAGUUCCGCGGAUUGGAGAGGGCAAAGGAGGCGAUGGUGGACGUAGCGCAGUACAUCAAUGAGGUCAAGAGGGAUAGCGAAGUUCUUGCGCUACUUGCUAAAGUACAGGAGAGUAUAAUAGACUGGGAGGGCGGCGCCCUAGGCGCGGGGGGCGCAGGCUUGGCGGCGUACGGGCGCCUCCUGCUGGACGGCGAGCUCAAGGUGAAGGCCCACGAGGACCAGAAGGUGCGCUCGCGGUAUGUCUUCGUGUUCGACAAGCUCAUGUUGCUCUGCAAACCCGUCAAGCUCUUGUCGUCCCAGGACAACCAGUACUCGUACCGCGUGGGCGUGCGCCUCGCUGAGUAUCGCGUGGAGGAGGGCUGCGGCAGGCGAGCGCUGCGGGGGGACGCGCGCUGGGCCUCGCACUUCUACCUCGUCAGACGCACCAAAGACGCAACCUUCACGCUCUACGCCCGCACUGAUGACGCCAAACGCAAAUGGGUUAAAGCUAUUAGGGAUGCUAUCGACAACUUGGAGCCUCCAGGCUGUCGGAGUACGAACCAUAAGUUUGUGUUACAUACAUUUGAGAAGCCUGCCACGUGCCACCAUUGUUCCAAGUUCCUCAAAGGAAGGAUAUUUCAGGGCUACCUGUGUACAGUGUGCAAUGCGUGUGCGCACAAGGAGUGCAUCGCUCUGUCGGGGCGCUGCGGGGGGGGACUGGCCCCCGCGCCCCCCCUGCCCCCGCACCACCACGCGCCCGACCAGGCACUGCACUACUACAUGUGGUACGUGGGCGAGAUGGGGCGCGAGACGGCGACGGCGCGGCUGGAGCGGCGCGUGGACGGCACGUUCCUGCUGCGGGUGCGGCCGCACGCCGCGCACCUCGCGCACCUCGCGCCGCCGCACGCGCACGCAGACACCAACCUCGCGCUCUCGCUCAAGACAGAUAACACAGUGAAACACAUGCGCGUAUGUCGCAAGCCGAUAGACCAGGUCCAGCACUACUACCUGUCCGAGUCGAGGUUCUUCCGCAGCGUCGUAGAGCUUAUCACAUACUACGAGAAAACCAGUCUCUCUGAGAACUUUGAAGGCUUAAACUCAAAUCUCCGCUGGCCAUUCCGUCGCGUUGUAGCGACAGUGAUUCACGAUUUCCGUCCACUGGAGAGCUCCCAGCUAGCACUGCGGCCCGGGGCCAAGGUACUGGUGCUCAGCAAGGAGGGGGACAGUCGGGGCUGGUGGAAGGGACGCACGCUUGAUAAGGGUGACAACCGCUCAGGCUACUUCCCGAAGGAGUGCGUGCGCGAGGAGCCGGAGUGUAUCGGCGCGCUCGACUGAUGUCAGCUUUGCCUCGCCGAGCGCGAGCUACACUUCUCGUCGCCCAGGACCGCGCACCUGCUGGACGACGCGGACACUGCCGACCUCGUGUAGCCGGUCUCACACGCCCAGCCAGCGAGGUACACGGCCAUCAUAUAGUCCACGCGACGAACGAACAUUCUUACAUAUUUUUGAGGGUGUUUUAUUGUAUCUAAAUGUUCUAUGUCGGUGUUGUCGAAACAUGUGGAAACUCAGUAGGCGACGCCCCUACCAGUGGGCGGGAGGUGACAUAAGUCUUAGCAUAAAUGAGUGUUUAUUAUGGAGCAGAAAGCGAGAACGAGGGACGCAGUUAUAUUUUCAUAUCGAUGUUAAACGGUUCGAUAAAUGGUAGGUAAUAUAAGAUUGUACGAAAUAGUAAUGGAUGUGUAUAAUAGUGGCAUAUACCACGUGUUUAGAGAACUGUGUAAAUAUAUAGAGGGAGUGUAUAAAAUGUACAAUGAUGUAUGGGGUAAGCAAAGAUAGAGAUGGCUCCUACCUCGACAGGGGAGGGAAGGUUCGACUGCAGAAGUGCUGACUAGUAUAAUUAUAAAUGUGAACAAUACAAAUAUAAAAGAGUAUCUCUACA
Messenger RNA from Spodoptera litura, 3248 nucleotides. RefSeq names its product Vav guanine nucleotide exchange factor (gene Vav). Gene Ontology annotation, molecular function: protein binding; guanyl-nucleotide exchange factor activity. Lineage: Eukaryota; Metazoa; Arthropoda; Insecta; Lepidoptera; Noctuidae. Gene Ontology annotation, cellular component: cytoplasm. Gene Ontology annotation, biological process: regulation of GTPase activity; cell migration. The record is from RefSeq and is a predicted model, not a curated record.